This is a messenger RNA of Branchiostoma floridae (Florida lancelet), 920 nucleotides long. RefSeq lists its product as uncharacterized. The coding region runs from base 137 to 772 and encodes 211 amino acids. The record is from RefSeq and is a predicted model, not a curated record. Lineage: Eukaryota; Metazoa; Chordata; Leptocardii; Amphioxiformes; Branchiostomatidae. The transcript is spliced from 3 exons. Gene Ontology annotation, molecular function: protein binding.
UACCCCCAGCCGCAGGCAGAGCCCGUUUCCUGUGUGGGUAACCAGCAGAGCCGAGUCUGUGGGACAGGACAGGACAACUCACUCCACAGUUCCUCCAUGUUCCCGGCCCGCUAAACCACCGGACACUCGGCACAACAUGGGCGGGAGGGGGCCCGCUCCGGCCCCGUACGUUCUGCUGGGGCUCACGGUGCUCCUGUGCUCCAGCGACCCGGCCACAGCGGCAGGCCCAACGAACGCUGCGUGCGGGCUGAACUACCGGCCCUGCAGCGCGUCCAGCAGCCGCACGGUGGUGUGCGUGCACGCGCAGUACGUGUGUGACGGCACGGCGGACUGUCCCACUGGCGAGGACGAGCAGGGGUGCACAGCCGACAGACAGACUACGCCUCAGUAUGACCCCAUCGACAACUGUCCACCCUCGCGCCAAGCAGUGUCGCUGCCGAACUGGGCCAUCGCCACCAUCAACUUCCUCGGCUUCCCCGUCACCGUGGCCUUCAUCCUCUUCUUCAAGUGGCUCUUCUGUCUAGGCAGAAAAAAGGCGGGAACCGACGCGUCGCCAUGGUGCGGUUGCUGUGGCAAUGGCGGGGACGGACCCGCUUCAGACGACACUUCUGCGGUUGUCAUGGAAGCAGGGAACUCUGUGUUCUCAGCUUCACCGGAUGUAGUGGGCUACCGGCCCGGAAAUGACGUCACGAACUUACCGAGGCGACAGUCGGACCCACCCCCGGAUUACAGCACGGUGGUUUCGCCCACAGAACCUCAACAAACGUCAUAGCAAUAAAACUACAUAUAUAGAAGUGUAUCUCGUAAUCUCCAGGCAGAUUUUGUGGUGAAGGUUUGUUUCCUUUUAAUACAGCCUCCUGAACCUUUAUGCCAGCGAUAGACCGACUCAUUGGUCAAAAUUAGAAUUCAAACAACUCAUU